This is a messenger RNA of Balaenoptera musculus (blue whale), 5734 nucleotides long. It is a transcript of the gene AGPS, whose product is annotated as alkylglycerone phosphate synthase. The coding region runs from base 33 to 2006 and encodes 657 amino acids. The transcript is spliced from 20 exons. Gene Ontology annotation, molecular function: alkylglycerone-phosphate synthase activity; FAD binding. Gene Ontology annotation, biological process: lipid biosynthetic process. NCBI's taxonomy places the organism in Eukaryota, Metazoa, Chordata, Mammalia, Artiodactyla, Balaenopteridae. The record is from RefSeq and is a predicted model, not a curated record.
GCGGUCCUGGGCGGCGGCACAAGGCGGAAGCCAUGGCGGAGGCGGCGGCUGCGGCUGCGGCGGGCGGGACGGGCGCGGGCGCGGGCUCCGGCUCCGGUUCUGCAGCGGACAGGGAGCGGGACCGCGCCGGGCGGAGGCUGCGGGUUCUUUCGGGCCAUCUGCUGGGCCGGCCCCAGGAGGCUUUGAGUACCAAUGAGUGCAAAGCGCGGAGAGCGGCGGCGGCGGCCGCCACGGCGGCGCCCACUGCCACUCCCGCCGCGCAGGAGUCGGGCACCAUCCCCAAGAAGCGGCAAGAAGUUAUGAAAUGGAAUGGAUGGGGAUAUAAUGAUUCCAGGUUCUUCUUCAAUAAGAAAGGACAAGUUGAGUUGACUGGGAAAAGGUACCCUCUUAGUGGCAUGAUUUUGCCAACUUUUAAAGAGUGGAUCCAAAAUACACUUGGAGUAAGUCUGGAGCAUAAAACUACCUCUAAAGCAUCCUUAAAUCCUAGUGAUACACCUCCUUCUAUUGUAAAUGAAGAUUUUCUUCAUGACCUUAAAGAAACUAAUAUUUCAUAUUCACAAGAAGCAGAUGAUCGAGUAUUUAGAGCUCAUGGUCAUUGUCUUCAUGAGAUAUUUUUGCUCAGGGAAGGAAUGUUUCAGCGAAUUCCUGAUAUAGUUUUAUGGCCAACGUGUCAUGAUGAUGUAGUUAAGAUUGUGAAUCUAGCGUGCAAAUAUAACCUUUGUAUCAUACCAAUUGGUGGAGGAACAAGUGUUUCAUAUGGCCUGAUGUGUCCUGCAGAUGAGACAAGAACAAUAAUUUCUUUGGACACUUCACAAAUGAAUCGAAUCCUCUGGGUUGAUGAGAACAAUCUGACAGCUCAUGUAGAGGCUGGCAUAACGGACAAGGAGUUGGAAAGACAGCUUAAAGAAAGUGGUUAUUGUACAGGUCAUGAACCAGAUUCCCUGGAAUUCAGCACUGUGGGAGGAUGGGUAUCUACUCGGGCAUCAGGCAUGAAGAAGAAUAUCUAUGGCAAUAUUGAGGACUUGGUGGUUCAUAUAAAAAUGGUAACACCUAGAGGUAUAAUAGAAAAAAGCUGUCAAGGACCUCGAAUGUCAACAGGCCCUGAUAUCCAUCACUUCAUCAUGGGAUCUGAAGGAACUCUUGGUGUGAUAACAGAAGCUACAAUAAAAAUCAGACCAAUCCCUGAAUACCAAAAGUAUGGCUCAGUAGCUUUCCCUAAUUUUGAACGAGGAGUAGCCUGUUUAAGAGAAAUUGCAAAACAGAGAUGUGCUCCUGCAUCUAUUCGCCUCAUGGACAACCAGCAAUUUCAGUUUGGUCAUGCUCUUAAACCUCAGGUUUCCUCUAUUUUUACAUCAUUUUUGGAUGGGUUAAAAAAGUUUUAUAUUACAAAGUUUAAAGGAUUUGAUCCAAAUCAGCUAAGUGUCGCUACAUUACUGUUUGAGGGGGACCGUGAGAAGGUUCUUCAACAUGAAAAACAAGUGUAUGACAUUGCUGCAAAAUUUGGUGGAUUGGCAGCUGGAGAAGAUAAUGGACAGAGAGGUUAUUUGCUGACCUAUGUCAUUGCAUACAUUCGAGAUUUGGGUUUGGAAUACUAUGUAUUAGGGGAAUCUUUUGAGACUUCUGCUCCUUGGGACAGGGUUGUAGAUCUCUGUAGAAAUGUAAAAGAAAGAAUAACAAAGGAAUGCAAAGAGAAAGGUGUUCAAUUUGCUCCUCUUGCUACAUGCAGGGUGACUCAGACUUAUGAUGCAGGUGCAUGUAUCUAUUUCUACUUUGCCUUUAACUACAGGGGAAUCAGUGACCCACUGACUGUGUUUGAACAAACUGAGGCAGCUGCUAGAGAAGAAAUCCUCGCUAAUGGAGGGAGCCUGUCGCAUCACCACGGAGUGGGCAAGUUACGGAAGCAGUGGCUAAAGGAAAGUAUCUCUGAUGUCGGCUUUGGGAUGCUGAAGUCUGUCAAGGAAUAUGUGGACCCCAAUAACAUCUUUGGAAACAGAAACCUUUUAUAAAUCCAUUACUGUUGUUAAGAAAAAUGUCACUUUUUUUUUAAAGUCUUUAACUAUGGUUAUACCAGUAAUCAAAUACAUCAUGGACUUUAUUUCAGCUACCUUUGUUUGUCGGUUUAAAAUAAGUUUGUUUCAUUCUGUAGUUUGUUUUGUUUCUACAUCUAUGAAUUGACAGAUGGUAUUCCUAAAUCUCUCUCAUUGUAGGUGUAUCAGUUUACAGUCAACUGGUUGUCAUUUCAAAUUUCAGUCAGGCAGCACAAGGCUGCCAAUGGUUAAUUUCAGAAGAAGAUGCUGCCAGCUGUUUUGUAUUGAUGCUUCUUCUUAGGAACAAAGCCAGAUUUUGGUGUCAUCUAUUGUUUCUCUAGCCUCUUUUUUAAAAGAACGUUUCUGGGAAGCAGCUAUCUAGGGAAGGAUUCCACUGAGGAGUGAUAUACAUGUAUGUUUUUUUAAGAGUGCAUUCUAGUGUGAAUAGGUCAUUAAGGGAGAAUACCCAUGAAAGAAUAUAGGCAACCUCUUAUUUAGGAUGCCUUCAGUUCUGUAAGGUGCUUGGCCUACAUUUUUCUUUGAAAUUAGUAUACAGUUAUAAAACCUUAAAUCAUUAGUAUGCUUUAUUCUGUCAGGGGACAUGUUUUUGUUCUCCAUGUUUCUGUUUCUGCUGAGGUAUGAGUUGUAUUUGUAUCACUGAGAUAACAUAUUGUUAUAUCCUAAUUCAUUCAUAAUAUGUUUUAUAAGAAAAGCUGACUUAUCACUCAUUGUACGUGAAGAACAGGUUUACCAUGAAAGGAAUGUCUUUAUUCAACUUAGAGUUCUAAUGUUUCUCAUUUCACGUUCUUGUUGCUGAGAUGCAGAAGAAGCUACAACAGGAGCAGAAGAGGGAAGACUUCUUACACGGAAUGUCUCCAGUUCAAAGAACUGUUUUGGCUAAAGAAACAGUCAUCAUUCAGCUACUGAAUUUGAAAACCUCAACAGUUUGAAUGACAAAAAACCUUUUUAAAAAAAAUUAACCCAAACAACGUGAUAAAUUUCCAUAUAAAAGUAAAGUUUCUUUUCCUAAAGUAAAAUUUAGUUUUUAAUAAUGGUUUUAAUGCCUUUUUUGAAUUACUGGUUUAACCUAAAUUUAAAAAAUAAUAAUGUAUUAAUACACAUCCCAUAAUCAAAAGUUUGAAAUAUCAUAUUUCUUAAACAAUAGGGAGAACAUUAACCACAUUUAGCAAACAUUUUUACAUUCAAACCUGGAUAUUAAAAUAAAUGAAAUGAUUACUUUGAAUCACUGUCUGUCAAGGUUCAUGGUUCACAUUUUGAGACAGAUUCUUUUCUUAAUGCAAUACCUAACUUUUGAUAAUUUUUUUAGAAUUAAUAUUUGAUCAGCUAAUAUGAGUCAAAAUGCAGACUAUCCUUUAAAAGGACACACUGUCUGUCUGUGUAGCAACAGCUCCAAAGUAUUUUUGGGCAGUUUGAUACCUUUUAUAUCUGAAGUAGCCUUAACCAGAAAAUCUAAAAUUGAUUCACAAAAUGAUAUUUUUAAGACUUCAAAAUGAUAAAUAAUUUUUAACAAAUAAAAUUGGCCUCAAACUAAUAAACUUAAAAUCUGUAAGCAAAUCAAAAUGAAACAUUAGUUUAACAACAAAAACUAAAUAUUUAUUUAUUAGAAGCUGCCUCUCUUCAUUGGUGAUUUAUUUUUAAUUAUAAAAUUUCCAGCAGAUCUUUGCUUCAAGCCCUUGAUAUAUGAAAUAGUUGGAUACUUGAUGAGGAAAUUACACUUGCUUCUAGAAUUAUAAAAAUCUCAGCUUUAUGAAAUGCAUCUAUUCAUGAAAGUAAUUAAUUGGUGAUCAAAAUGUAAAAUUUAAUACGAUACUAAUAUCUCACUGGAGUGUAUACAUGUUUCUGAGUAAUUUUUUAAAAAUAAAACUUACAGAUUCAUAAGCAGAUCCAUUCCUUUGCACGUGAUUGUUAUAACGUUCUUUCCUAGGGAGUUCAGAUUUCAAUAACCUCAGAAUUAGGAAAUGUAACACCUGAAAUUGUUCACUAUUCUACAUGAACCUUAUGGAAAUUAGUGAUUUAUGCUUUUGUUUUCUUCCAUGCACGCAUGACUCUCCAACCUUGAUUUUGUAGUGAUGACUACAUUUUGUAGUUAGAAUCAUUUCUACAGGGAUCAUUUUGAAACACAUAAACACUCAUCAGAACUGUUUCACUCUGAUUUAGUACAUCAGAAAGGCUUUCCCUGCUUCCACGUGCCCACCUCUGAGAGGUGCCUCAGCAUAUACUUAGUGUCUGUGGAGAGCUGAGUUCCUGAAUAUACACAGAAGCACUUAAAACCUUGCCUCCUGUUUCUGAAAUAUCUGAAAAUGACUUCAUAAAAAUUAAAGCCAGGGGAAUUUAUGUGAGACUUGAAUAAGUUUAUUUAUGUAGCCUAUUUGGUUUUCAGUACUGCAUAACACCGACUUGUCUUUCUUAAAUUAGUCAUAUUUCUCAUAUUUUAUUUGAUGAUGUCACAUUUGGGUUGACAUUUUAGUGGGAAUGGGAACUUGCUGCUAGUGAGAAAUGGCAUUGAAUACUAGAGUCAGUAUGAACAGGCUUUACUGACCCCUAGAGAAACAGCUGCCUUAAUGUUUGGUGCACUUUACAGUGUAUAAGUGAGUUUAUUAGUCUUAUGCUAAGUAACGUGAGCUUUUUUAGUUUAGUAAGAAUUGCAGAAGCCACAUGUUGAUUGUGCCCAGCAUUUUACCACAAAGAAAGAGGAUUAAAUUCUUUCCUCUCUUGAGGAAUUGGGAGUUUUCUUCCUAAAUGCUUACAUACUACAGUACUAUUACUUAAAAGCUGUUUAUGAAGCUGGAAGCAUUCUAGUAUACAUAGCUGUGUUGAUGUAUUUUGGAAAACAAAAAUGCAGUGAAGGAUGAACUUCCAUCAGUGUGUGUAUUAAACCAGAUACAGAUGGUUGCAAGAAAACCUCUUUUUCAGAAUAUUCUCUUAGUGACUGCUGAGUCCUAGCUUGCAGUUUUGAAAAUGACUUUUGCAUGUUGGCUUCAGAGGUUUUCCAUUGUCAUAUUUUUUUAUAGCUGCAACUUCUUAACUAUAGCUGAUCAGAGAAGCCCUGUGGUCCCAAGCUGAAGUCUGUAACCUUGGCUGUUCAAAUGGGCUGAGUUUGGUUGAACAUCUAUUCUAUGUAAACGUAGAACACAAACAUUUAUUAUGCAUUGAUGCACAAACUGCACAUGCUGGUGCCUGAAGCAGCCAAGGUGGAAUUCUGUGGAAAGCAUAUCUACAUUUUAAGAAGCACUGAGACAGGAGUUAAGGACAGCUUUAAUAGCUUUUUGUUACCAGUUAAUCUCUGGCGAUUUCGAUUUUAAUUAGGGUUUAGCUCGUGGUGGGAGAAAAGCCGAAAAUAGCAAGUGCCAGGAUAGGAUUGAAGAAUCCAGAAUCACCUUUGGCUUUAUGAAAGCUUGCCUUUGCUCAAGGCUUCACGUUCCCAAAUGAGCCACCUGUCAAUAUAUACAUUUAAUCCUCAUUAAUUUCAUAUAGUACAUUGAUGUGGAAAUCCAGAAGGUGUAAAAGAUUGUUUUAAACUAUUGAAAUACAGUGUGUAACAUGAAGGAUGUAAGUUACUCAGCUUUCUGCUCCCUAAAGCAAACAGUGUUUGUCUUUAGUGUGAAAUUUAACUGUAAAAACUACCUGUAAUGUCAACAGAUCAUAGAAACUUAUAUUAUUAAUAAAAUGGACCUGGGUUUAAGAGA